GCUGCCUCCUCUAAAGCUGAACGUCGUUACCACUUUGUUUAUGAACUGAAGAACUGGACUGAAGCUCUGAGUUACUGCAGAGAUAAAUACACUGACCUGGCCUCUAUAGACGACAUGGAUGAUGUGAACGUCCUCAACGCAGCGGUAGAUACAAGCAAAAUGGUCUACCUCUAUGGCUAUCUAGCCUGGAUCGGGUUGUACGAUGACGUGAACAGCUGGAGGUGGUCAUUGUCAAAUGGAGGUUUCUACAGUGAUGGCCAGACUGAGUUCAGGAACUGGGCAGAUUCACAGCCAAACAAUGAAGGCAGUGGUGAACAUUGUGUAGAGAUAGAUGGCGAUGGAGCAUGGAGCGACGCAGACUGUACCGCACGUUUGUUUCCAAUCUGCUCUGAAGUCGACGGGUCCAAUGUGACUUUUGUCCUCAUCAGCAGUACCAUGACAUGGACUGAGGCCCAGAGCUACUGUAGAACACAUCACACUGACCUGGCCAGUGUGAGAACCAUGACAGAGAACCAGAGGGUGAAGGAACUGCUAUCUCCUGGUAUCUACUGGAUCGGCCUCUUCAGAGACUCCUGGAAGUGGACAGAUGGACGUAGCUCAACAUUUAACUAUUGGAGAGUUGGACAGCCUAAUGGCAAUCAAGAGAACUGUGUAUUUGCAAACUUUGAAAACUCUGGAAAAUGGGACGACUGGACCUGUGAUAAGAAGAUAGCAUUUAUUUGCUACAAUGCUCCAUUUUCAAAGCAUGUGGUGAAAGUGAAGCUGGUGAAAAAGUCCUCUCUGGACCUCAAUGAUCCAGCUGUGAUGGAGCAGAUGCUGCAGCAGAUGAAACAGAAGCUGAAGGACCAGGGAGUGAGUGGAGACGUCAAACUGAGCUGGAGGAAGCAGUCGGAUGGAAAGGUCUUCCACAAAGAAGAGGAGGAAUCAAAGUAGAGGAACUCCAAAACUGAUGAGCUGUAAAUGUUGUCAGGAAGUCUUAUCCUAUGAAAGAUAUGCUUCUCCUUCGUCUUUUUAAAAUGAAAAACAGCUUUGCUGUUGUCUUCAUAUUCAGUCAUUUGUGUGGUUGUGUAGAGUUUAAUAAGUAAUUAUGGUAUACACGUUCAGCCAAGACAUUUAGAUUUAUCUGAUGAUCAUGUCUCCUUUAUUCACCUGUUAAUAACCAUCAUUUAUCCAGUGGUUUGUACUAAUGUGUUCAGAAAUAAAAUAACUUUGUUGUCUCUA
Mugil cephalus (flathead mullet) is the source of this 1221-nucleotide messenger RNA. RefSeq names its product macrophage mannose receptor 1-like. The transcript has 5 exons. The record is from RefSeq and is a predicted model, not a curated record. Bases 115 to 933 code for a protein of 272 amino acids. Lineage: Eukaryota; Metazoa; Chordata; Actinopteri; Mugiliformes; Mugilidae.